UCUCUGUAGGUCACCACUUUGAAACAAAAGCUCAGAAAAGAGAAACUCUCUUUUCCCUCUUCUCUCUACAAUGGCUCCGCUCUUUGUCUUUCCUCAGAGCCUCCGAUCUCUGGAAGAGGAGCAGCCCGGAGACAACCGUCUCUGCGCUCAGAACCCAAUCGACGUUGCUUCUCUUCGUCCUUCUGAACUCGAAGAGUUCGUCAAAGGUGUGUCCUUUGAUCUGUCGGAUAAAGAACUUUUCUGUAUUGAAGAACAAGAUGUGUUUGAUCGCGUUUACUCAUUGGUUUUGGGUUUCUCUAAUCUAACCUCAUCUUGUAAACUCAAUCUUGUUGAAAGUCUUCGAUCCAACCUCAGUGUUCUUCUCCCAAAUGUUGAUUCACUCUCCCGGGUUUCUCAAGGCCACGAUGAUGAUCCUCCUGUGCUUGAUAGGGUCGCAUCACAUAGGAAUGCUUUCAAAAUAUACACAUUCUUCCUCCUCAACAUUGUUCUCGCAGAGGAGUCCAAUGCUAGUGCAAACACCAAUUUAAAGGUGACAACAAGUACCAGAAAGAAACAGCCAUUACAUUCAUGGAAUUGGGAACCACAGAGGGGUCGGAUACUUAAUCUGAUUGCUAAUUCAUUAGAAGUCAACCUUGAUUUGCUUUUUGGAUCAUCAAACCCAGAUGAAAAUUAUCUUUCAUUCAUUAUGAAAAACACCUUCUCUAUGUUAGAGAACCCAUCACUCCUUAAAGACUCUGAAACAAAAGAUGCUCUUUGCCAUGUUAUUGGGGCUUGUGCAACAAAAUACCAUUACACAACACAAUCAUGUGCAUCGAUCUUGCACCUGAUUCACAAAUACGAUUUUGUUGUUAUACACAUGGCUGAUGCAGUUGCUGGGGCUGAGAAAAAAUAUGCUGAUGGAACUCUUGCAUGUUCUCUUAUUAGAGAGAUUGGGAGAACUAACCCGAAAGCUUAUGUGAAGGACACUGUUGGGGCUGAAAAUGUUGGCCGUUUUCUAGUAGAACUUGCCGAUCGGCUGCCAAAGUUGAUUUCAACCAACAUCGGUGUUUUGGUCCCACACUUUGGAGGGGAAUCCUAUAAGAUAAGGAAUGCUUUAGUUGGUGUUUUGGGAAAGUUGGUCGCCAAGGCAUUUAAGGAUGUUGAGGCUGAAGUGAGUUCUAAAUCUGUUCAUCUCCGAACCAAGCAAGCUAUGUUGGAAAUUUUACUUGAACGGUGUCGAGAUGUUUCUGCUUUUACUAGGAGUCGGGUCCUUCAGGUUUGGGCUGAACUAUGUGAAGAGCAUUCUGUUUCAAUUGGUUUCUGGAAUGAGGUUGCAGCAGUUGCUGCUGGGAGAUUGGAGGACAAAUCUGCGUUGGUUAGAAAAGCUGCAUUAAAUUUACUUAUAAUGAUGUUGCAGCAUAAUCCUUUUGGUCCGCAACUUAGAAUAGCUUCAUUUGAAGCAACCUUAGAGCAAUAUAAGAAGAAACUGAAUGAGCUUGAACCUGAUACAAAUGUACAGAGUGUUAGUGAUGGUUUACAAUCUGAUAGUGAUACCUCUGGUGGAGAAGGUGAGGUUGAUAAUGCAAAUGCUGAAGAGUUGGCUGAGAAACAUCAGGAGAGUUUAACUGAUAGUUGUCUGCCUCAUCUAGAAGAAAAGAUCACUCAGAAGGAUAGCUUAGUGCCAGAUGUUGGGAACUUGGAGCAAACUCGGGCCUUGGUUGCAUCUCUUGAGGCUGGCUUGAGGUUUUCUAAGUGCAUCUCUGCCACAAUGCCUACUCUUGUUCAAUUGAUGGCUUCAUCUUCUGCCACAGAUGUUGAGAACACAAUUCUCUUGCUGAUGAGGUGCAAACAGUUCCAAAUUGAUGGCGCUGAAGAAUGUCUCCGUAAGAUGUUGCCACUGGUAUUCUCACAGGAUAAAUCUAUCUAUGAAGCUGUGGAGAAUGCAUUUAUUACUAUUUAUGUGAGGAAAAGUCCAGCAGAAACAGCUAAGAAUCUUUUGAAUCUUGCCAUAGAUUCAAAUAUUGGAGAUCUUGCAGCUCUGGAAUUUAUUAUCAAUGCCUUGGUGUCUAAAGGUGAUAUAUCUCCAGGCACGAUAUCAGCAUUAUGGGAUUUCUUUUGCUUUAAUAUCAGUGGAACCACAGCAGAACAAAGCCGUGGUGCAUUAUCUGUGCUUUGCAUGGCUGCAAAAUCAUCCACUGGAGUUCUUGGCUCUCACUUGCAAGAUAUUAUUGAUAUUGGCUUUGGUCGGUGGGCUAAAGUGGAACCUUUACUUGCCAGAACAGCAUGCAUUGCCAUUCAAAGAUUGUCUGUAGAGGAUAGAAAAAAAUUGUUGGUUAGUAAUGGUAGUCGUGUAUUUGGUAUACUGGAAAGCUUAAUUACAGGAUUUUUGCUCCCAGAAGACAUAUGGUAUGCUGCUGCUGAUAAAGCAAUAGGUGCCAUAUAUACAAUUCAUCCAACUCCAGAAACCUUAGCUGCUGAUAUUGUAAAGAAAUCUUUUAGUUCUGUUUUUGACUGUAGUGAACAACAUGAACUGCAGAAUGACAUUGACAGUUCUAGUAACAAUGAUCUCGCAGCAGUUCAAGUGUCAAAACUUGGUAGAUUUUUAUUUGUUAUAAGUCAUAUUGCCAUGAACCAGUUGCUAUACAUAGAAUCCUGUGUUCGAAAAAUCCAGAAGCAGAAGACAAAGGAAAAAAUGGUUACUGAUGUUCAGAAUGGUGGCAUAAAACCAUCCAAUACUCCAAAUGUAUGUUGCAAUUUAUAUAUUAUUAUCAUCUUAAUGAUGUACAAAAAGCUUUUUCUUUUCACUCAGUGGUUUUCUUCCUUUGAUUCUUUGUUACAGGAUAACAAUAUAAAUGCUGAGCUAGGCAUUGCUGCCUCAGAAGAUGCAAUUCUUGACACACUUUCUGAAAGAGCAGAGCAAGAGAUUGUUUCUAGUGGUUCCAGUGAGAAGAAUUUGAUAGGGCUUUGUGCACCUUUCUUGUCAAAGCUUUGUAGAAAUUUUAGUUUGAUGCAAAAGUAUCCAGUACUCCAGGCAUCUGGAAUGCUCGCUCUUUGUAGAUUUAUGAUAAUUGAUGCAAAUUUUUGUGAUGCGAAUCUCCAGCUUCUAUUCACAGUUGUGGAAAGUGCACCAUCAGAAACUGUCCGUUCCAAUUGCACUAUUGCUCUAGGAGAUUUGGCAGUUCGCUUUCCAAAUCUGUUAGAGCCAUGGACUGAGAAUAUGUAUGCCCGGUUGCGAGAUCCUUCUGUCUCUGUUAGAAAAAAUGCUGUGCUGGUUCUUUCACAUCUCAUCUUAAAUGACAUGAUGAAGGUGAAAGGUUAUAUAAAUGAGAUGACUCUAUGUUUAGAAGAUGAAGAUGAGAGGAUAUCAAAUCUGGCUAAACUUUUCUUCCAUGAGUUGUCUAAGAAAGGAAGCAAUCCUGUAUAUAAUUUACUUCCAGAUAUACUUGGCAAACUGUCUUCCCAGAAUCUGCGGAGGGAGUCUUUCUGCAACAUCAUGCAGUUCUUAAUUGGUUCCAUCAAAAAGGAAAAGCAAAUGGAAGCUCUUGUAGAAAAGCUCUGCAAUCGGUUUAGUGGAGUCACUGAUGUUAGGCAGUGGGAAUAUAUUUCUUAUUGCCUCUCUCAACUAUCAUUUGCUGAGAAGGGAAUGAAAAAGCUCAUUGAAUCAUUCAAGACAUAUGAGCAUGUCCUGUCUGAGGAUUCUGUCAUGGAUCAUUUCAGAAGCAUAAUUAACAAGGGUAAAAAGUUUGCAAAACCAGAGCUUAAGUUAUGCAUUGAGGAGUUUGAAGAUAAGCUUAAUAAGUUCCACGUGGAAAAGAAGGAGCAAGAAGUGACGGCAAGAAAUGCCCAAAUUCAUCAACAAAAGGUUGAAAAUGUGGAACGUGUUGUCAGGUCUGGAAAUGAGGGUGAAGAAUUCAUUAAUGCUGAAGAUGAAGUCAUUGAUCCAUCCAUGGAAGGCAUGCCUCAAUCUAUGAAUGAGGCAACAGAUACAAAAUUUGAUGAUUCAGAUGAAUAUUCAGGUGUUUCCAGUGAGGUGAUAGAUACAGAGCCAGAUGGGACUGAAGUCCAGUCACCAAAAUAUAUCACAAAAGGGACCUCCAAAUCAAGAGCUAAGAAAAGCAAAAUAAAAGAUCACAAAAGAAGCAUUUCUGCUUCUAGUGGAAGAAAUAUAAAAUCAAAACAAAGGUAGAAGAAGAGUUAGAAAGUCUCCAAGAUCCUUGUUUUGCUGUUCACAACUGAAAAGAAAGUAAGAAGUUUCUUCUCACUAGAUUGUUGAAGGCUUUUGCAAACAUUUGGAGUAAUAUAUUAUUUGUACCAGUACAAAAAUAACUGCGUCACAAAAUUUUUUAAAAAACAAUGUUUCAUUUCAGAGAGGAAACAUUCCGUAUUCUAAGUGUAUAUGAAUGAACUAUUUUACUGUAUCUGUUUCCAAAUUGUGGGCAAGUCUUUGAAUGCAUAUCUAUAUGCAUGAUAGCUCAAACACAUAGCUGGGACUUCGUGGAUAACAUUUUAUUUUACUUUAUUUCUAAUAUAUAAAUAAGUUAACUUAUUUUAAAAAUUCAUUACACAUCUUUAAUUAUAACUUUCAUGGUAUUUAUUGCCUAGCCUGGUUUGGUUCAAUGGCUAAAGGCAUAGAUUUGAGUCUCUACUUACCCAAUUUCCUACUAAAAAAAAACAAAAAACAAUCAUAGUAUUUACUUGUAUGUAUUAUAAAAAAAAGGAUCUAUGGUUUAUAUGCUUUAUGAGGUGAUGAUGUUUACAUUCCAUCCUUUCUCAUUUACACUUUUUUUUGAGAAGUAAAACAGUGGAAAUGUAUUAAAAAUUAAACAGGCAAAUCCUGGUUCAAAGCAUCAGCUGCCGAUGGAGGGACUUCCUCCAUCCAUAAACACCUCUGAAAGACGGAGGCCCGGUUUAGCAAGGCAGUGAGCCACCUUACUGGACUCACGAUACACAUGAUGGACUUCAAAAACAGAGCACACAUGCCUGAUGGUACUAAGAUGAAGAAGCCAAUUACCAUAGUAUGAAUCCGGGAUGAGCUUGGCGUCGAGGUGGUGGGUCCCACGUAGAUUUCAUCGUAUUAUCAACGUUCAUAUGCCAGCUUCUGUCGCACGAGAUACCGCAAAUGAGGUCGCUUCCACCUCAGCGUCGUCAACCUGCAUCUGAUUGCUCAACUUACACAAGCAAACAUAAGAACAAAACCAGCACUCUGAAAAACAUCUACAUGUCUCCUCCACUUGUUGAUUUUGAAUUAAAGUGUGAAAAUUAUCUUGACCUCAAUGUAAUUAUUUAUUUUAGUAUUUCUAAGGUUUAAAAUAUGAAUGGUAUUAUUUGCAAUUCCAUCA
Molecule: messenger RNA, 5318 nt
Organism: Hevea brasiliensis (rubber tree)
Lineage: Eukaryota; Viridiplantae; Streptophyta; Magnoliopsida; Malpighiales; Euphorbiaceae
Product: condensin-1 complex subunit CAP-D2
Exons: 16
Coding region: 71-4165 (1364 amino acids)
Biological process (GO): mitotic cell cycle; mitotic chromosome condensation; meiotic chromosome condensation
Cellular component (GO): condensed chromosome, centromeric region; nucleus
Molecular function (GO): histone binding
Source: RefSeq, a predicted model, not a curated record